AUGACCAUUUCCUUCAAAGACAAGGUCGUGGUCGUCACCGGCGCAGGUGGCGGCUUGGGCAAACACUACUGUCUCGAAUACGCCAAGCGAGGCGCCAAGGUGGUGGUGAACGACUUGGGCGGCACUCUCGGUGGCCAGGGCGGAGACUCCAAAGCGGCCGACUUGGUGGUCGAGGAGAUCCGCAAGUUGGGCGGACAGGCCGUUGCCGACUACAACAACGUGUUGGACGGCGAGAAGAUCAUCGAGACCGCCGUCAAGGCGUUUGGAACGGUCCAUGUGGUGGUCAACAACGCCGGAAUCUUGCGCGAUGCCCAGUUCAAGAAGAUGUCCGAUCUGGACUUCCAGUUGGUCACCGAUGUGCACACCAACGGUGCGUUCAAGGUCACCAAGGCCGCAUGGCCAUAUUUCCGUAAACAAAACUAUGGCCGUAUCGUGAACACCGCCUCUCCGGCCGGCUUGUAUGGUAACUUCGGCCAGGCCAACUACUCGGCAGCCAAGAUGGGGUUGAUCGGCUUUGCAGAGACCUUGGCCAAGGAGGGCGAGAACCACAACAUCAAGGCCAACGUCAUCGCGCCUCUUGCGCGGUCCAGAAUGACCGAGUCCAUCUUGCCGCCUCCAAUCUUGGAGCAGCUCGGCCCAGAGAAGGUAGCCCCAAUGGUGCUCUACUUGUCCUCCGAAAACAACACCGAGCUCAACGGUGAGAUCUUCGAGGUUGCCGCGGGCUUCUACGCGCAAAUCCGCUGGGAAAGAUCUGGCGGUGCUUUGUUCAAGCCCGACGACACCUUCACCCCUGAGUCUGUCGCAAAGAGAUUCGAUGAGAUCAUGAACUUCGACGACUCCUCGAAGCCCGACUUGUUGAAGAACCAACAUCCAAAGAUGCUCAAUGACUACACUUCGCUCGUGGACGCUGCCCACAAGUUGCCGGAGAACGACAACUCGGGCGCUCCUGCUGUCAGUGUCAAGGGCAGAGUUGUGGUUAUUACCGGUGCUGGUGCUGGUUUGGGCCGUGACUACGCCUUGGCCUUCGCCAAGGCUGGUGCUAAGGUCGUUGUCAAUGACUUUAAGGAUCCUUCUAAGGUCGUUGACGAGAUCAAGGCUGCUGGAGGCGAGGCCCAUGGCGACAAGCACGAUGUUGCUACUCAAGCCAAGGAUAUCAUUGACAACGUCAUCAACAAGUACGGCACAAUUGACAUUUUGGUCAACAAUGCCGGAAUCUUGCGUGACCGUUCCUUCGCCAAAAUGACAUACGACGAAUGGAUUCAAGUCCAAAAGGUCCACUUGAUUGGUACUUACCAAUUGACCAAAUUGGCUUGGCCACACUUCUUGGAAAAGAAGUUUGGUAGAGUUGUCAACAUCUCCUCCACUUCUGGUAUCUACGGUAACUUUGGCCAGGCCAACUACGCUGCUGCUAAGAGUGCUAUCAUUGGUCUUACUAGAACUAUUGCCAUUGAGGGUGCCCGUGCUAACAUCAAGGCAAACGUUGUUGCUCCACAUGCCGAGACUGCUAUGACUCUUACUAUUUUCAGAGAGGAGGACAAGAACUUAUACCCACCAAAGUUGGUAGCUCCAUUGUUGAUCUUCUUGGCUUCUGACGAUGUUCCAGUUACUGGUGAGUUGUUCGAGGCUGGUGGUGGAUGGAUUGGUAACACCAGAUGGCAAAGAGCCAAGGGUGCUGUUUCCAAGGAUGAGCAAACUACUCCCGAGUUUGUUGCUGACCAUUUGGAGGAGAUUACCGACUUCACAUCUGGAACUGCCAACCCUAAGACCACCACUGAAUCCUCUAUGGCUAUUUUGAGCGCCGUCGGUGAUGAUGACGAUGAGGAUGACGAGGAGGAUGAAGACGAGGAAGAUGACGAUGACGACCCAUCGAAAAUGCCAGACCCAGAAUUUUCUUGGAACGACAGGGAUGUCAUUUUGUACAACCUUGGUGUUGGCGCCAAGCGUAAGGAGUUGAGAUACGUCUACGAGAAUGACAGCGACUUCCAAGUGGUGCCAACCUUCUGCCACUUGCCUACCUUCAAUUCCGUCAAGUCACAAGCUACAUUUGCUGCCUUGUUGAGAAACUUCAACCCAAUGCUCUUGUUGCAUGGUGAGCAUUACCUCAAGAUCAACAAGUUCCCAAUUCCUAUCGAAAGCACAGUGGUUACAUCCUACCAACCAUUGGCUGUUGUCCAGAAGGGAACUAACACCAUUGUUGUCCAAGGCUCAAAGUCUGUAGACAAAGCUACUGGAGAAGAGUUGUUUGAGAACGAGGCUACUUUGUUCAUUAGAAAGUGUGAGGGUGACACCAAGAAGUACGCAGAGAGAAGAACCUUUGCCACUCAGCCAUUCAACGCACCAAAGUCCGAGCCAAUCUUCACCAAGGAUAUCAUCACCUCCGAUGAUCAGGCGGCUUUGUACAGAUUGACUGGUGACAGAAAUCCUUUGCACAUUGAUCCCGACUUUGCCGCAGGCGCCAACUUCGACAAGCCAAUUUUGCACGGAAUGUGUACAUAUGGUUUGACUGCUAAGGUCUUGUUGGACCAAUUCGGACCAUUUAACGAGAUCAAGGGUAGAUUCACAGGCAUCGUCUUCCCAGGUGAGACUUUGAGAGUCUUUGCUUGGAAGGAGGGCGACGUUGUCACCUUCCAAACCCACGUUGUUGACAGAAAGACCAUUGCCAUCAACAAUGCUGCGAUCAAGUUGGUUUCUGACAAGAGCAAGUUGUAA
This is a messenger RNA of Australozyma saopauloensis, 2709 nucleotides long. RefSeq names its product bifunctional hydroxyacyl-CoA dehydrogenase/enoyl-CoA hydratase (gene FOX2). The transcript has a single exon. The record is from RefSeq and is a predicted model, not a curated record. Gene Ontology annotation, molecular function: oxidoreductase activity. NCBI's taxonomy places the organism in Eukaryota, Fungi, Ascomycota, Pichiomycetes, Serinales, Metschnikowiaceae. Bases 1 to 2709 code for a protein of 902 amino acids.